This is a messenger RNA of Hippocampus comes (tiger tail seahorse), 1347 nucleotides long. It is a transcript of the gene ddo, whose product is annotated as D-aspartate oxidase. Gene Ontology annotation, biological process: D-amino acid catabolic process; L-aspartate catabolic process. Gene Ontology annotation, cellular component: cytoplasm. The record is from RefSeq and is a predicted model, not a curated record. Bases 214 to 1233 code for a protein of 339 amino acids. The transcript is spliced from 5 exons. Lineage: Eukaryota; Metazoa; Chordata; Actinopteri; Syngnathiformes; Syngnathidae. Gene Ontology annotation, molecular function: FAD binding; D-aspartate oxidase activity.
GAUAGAAUCUAAAAACAGUCUGGAUAGGGGUAAUCGAGUUUGCGGACCUGGGCCCCUUGCUGUGACGUGACAGUCCUUUCUCGAGGCACACUUUGUUGUUAAAACUGGGUGCCUCAACUGUGUUUUUUGAAAUAUUGCAGAAGCAGUAACCAGCGUUUUAAAAAAGUAGCAGAUGAAGCGACGUUGGAGGUCUAUACUGAACAAAAAAGCAGGAUGAGAGGAGCAAAGGUGGCGGUGGUAGGCGCCGGCGUGGUGGGCUUGUCCACGGCCGUGUGCAUAGCCGAGACUCUCCCCGGUUGCUCGGUCACCCUGCUGGCCGACAAAUUCAGCCCAGGGACCACCAGCGACGGAGCGGCCGGGAUCCUCUAUGUGGAACAAUUUCCAGAUAUUCCUUUGGAACGCCAAAGAUGCUGGUUCCGCGACACCUUUGACCACCUACUGGCCAUCGCGCAGUCCAGACACGCACCUGAUGCCGGAGUGCUGCUAAACUCAGGCGUUCAAAUCUUCAGGGAGCCCCCUGCCAACAAGAGGCCCUACUGGUGGGACAUCGUGCUUGGCUUUCGCUUCCUGAGCGAACGCGAGCUGCGCCGCUUUCCCGAGCACACGUUUGGCCAGGCCUUCACCACCAUCAAGUGCGAAUGUUCCAGCUACCUGCCCUGGCUACAACACAGGUUCACGAAAGCCGGCGGUAAAGUGGAGCAGAAGAAAGUCUCCAGUCUUGAGGAGUUGAGCUCGGACUACCACGUCAUUGUCAACUGCUCGGGCCUGGGCUCCAAGGAGCUGGUGGGAGACUGCGGGCUCGUCCCGGUCCGGGGCCAGGUCUUGAAGGUGGACGCCCCUUGGCUGAAGCACUUCAUCCGUCAAGAGGGAGGGAAGUCAUACAUCUACCCCGGCUCCGGCUACGUCACUGUGGGCGGCACCCGACAGGAGGGAGAUUGGCGCCUGGCGGUCGACCCCGGGGACACCGAGGCCAUCUUGGAGCGCUGCACCAGGCUGGAGCCAUCCCUGUGUCGGGGUAGAGUGCUGGGGCAGUGGGUCGGGCUCAGGCCCUCCAGGAGGAAUCCAAGGGUGGAGAGGGCGGGACAGCGGCUGGGCGGCGGCCGCGGGGCCCAUGUGGUGCACAACUACGGCCACGGUGGCUACGGCGUCUCUCUGGCCUGGGGAACGGCCGUCGACGCCACCGGGCUGGUCAGGAGCUGCCUUCAAGAAAUGCAUCCACGAGCCAAACUCUGAUCUCCCGAUGCCACUGAACGCAUCAUCGCGGACGAACCAGUGGGGGGAAACGAUUUAGAUAAUCUCAUUGUGAGUUUCAAAAAAUAUUUAUGUAGUUUUUUUUUUUUUUUUUUA